Pimephales promelas (fathead minnow) is the source of this 3417-nucleotide messenger RNA. RefSeq names its product inhibitory synaptic factor 2A (gene insyn2a). Lineage: Eukaryota; Metazoa; Chordata; Actinopteri; Cypriniformes; Leuciscidae. Gene Ontology annotation, biological process: inhibitory postsynaptic potential. Gene Ontology annotation, cellular component: postsynaptic density. The record is from RefSeq and is a predicted model, not a curated record.
GUCUCUCAGUUCUUGGAGCGGCUGGUUCAGGAUGGAUGUCUCAUGUGCGCACAUGCCAUCGCUGAGCGCUGGACCCCACCGCAACCCGUCGGCAGUGUGCGCGUGAGUGUGUGAGUGUGUGUGUGUGUAUGCGUGUGUGUGUGUGAGAGAGGGAGAGAGUUGCGGGGGAGCGCCGGUCGGGUUGAGUUUGCGUGUGUGUUUUGGGGCAGAUCUCAGUGGAAUCUCUCACGCUGGAUGUGUAAGGAUCACGGCAGGACCGACUGACCGUACGUGAAACUUCCAACAUGGCAGACCCUCUCUCUGGACUCACCUCAGCUCUCGUGCCCUGACGGAGAGGGAAGACAUGUGCUGGUCAUCUCUCCCUCACCUUCAUCAUCACCACCACCACUGAUCCCAGGCUGGAGGAACCAUGGUGAGCAAGGACGCUGGCAAAUGCAUGCUCACCAACUCUGAGUCGGACUCGGAGGCAACCGCGGCCUCCAUGGCCCUGGAGGUCAAAGGACCGUCAGACGACAGCCGACAUGUGCGCAAGCGCAACAAGGCCCUUCAGGUGCGCUUCAAGGACAUCUGCGAGGCCCAGAACGAACAAGCCGCUGCGGCCCGAGGAGGGAAGCCUCUCUACAAGGUGGCGUACCGCAAGUACAUGACCGUCCCAGCGCGCCGAUCGAUUCCCAACGUCACCAAAAGCACUGGAGUGCAAACCUCUCCGGACCUUAGGAAGCGUUACCAGACUUUUCCAUUUGAGCGGAAGAAAGGACACACGGUCAAGCACGCCGCUGCGGUGGAGAGCUGUAAGGACCAGGACGAUGGGUUUGUCAUUGACGUGAAAAGGGCGAAAGCUACCGUGGCGAGCAGCGAGUGUGCUCCCUCUCAUAAUCUGAGGAAAACCAAAGCGUUAAUGCACACCAGCAAGUGCGUCGCGACCAUAGAGCAACAUCCGCAAGCCAGCGAGUGUCUGGAGAGAACGGACGGGCCGUGCUCGGACGCUCUGGUUCUUCCCUGUCCGACUGAUGGGACCGUAGCGGGAGCGGACCACUCGGACUAUCAGAUGUGUAGCGUCAGAAGUAAACACAGUAAGGGCUUCCGGAGAGACUCCGAAACUCUUGAGCGCUCAGGCAAGCUGCAGUUGCUGAACUCUGGGGAGAGCGCUGGGAAUAUUCUCCAGGAUCCCUCCUCCAAAGUGACGGGACCCAUCGCGUGGAACUCCCUCACGCAGGUCGAGUGCUUGGAGAGUCCAACCGAGCGUAGCAAACGCAAGGCGGCACUGCAGCUCAACGGCCUGCAGUCUCAGACGCUCCCGAGGGCCAGUUGCACCACGCAGGUCCAGUGCCACGUGGGUACGCUGUCCGCUCGACCGCUGCGGGCCAUGGAGGAGGCGGCGCCCGUGACUUCGGUCUCCUCCACGGCCGUUCCCAUGCCGGCACCUCCGGGAGCGGGAACUCUACGGACGGAUAAUGAGGCGUGCAAGCAGAUAGUGCCCGUCAAUCAGGAUGGGGAUGUUAAAGCGCAGCUCCAAGCCAUGGAAAACAUGAUCAGCUCCAGUCAGGAAACCAUUAAAGUGCUGCUGGGUGUCAUUCAGGAGCUGGAAAAAGGAGAAGCUCAUAGAGAAGGGCUCUCCUAUCGGACCGGACAGGACACGGCCAACUGCGACACGUGUCGGAACAGCGCAUGCAUUAUUUACAGUGUGGAGCUGGACUUUAAACUGCAGGAAGAUAAGCUACAGCCUCUGAUGAAGAGAUUGUGUCCCACGGAGGAGUCCCUGUUCCCCCCUCUGCCCUAUCCUCAGGAGACCAUCGGCUCCACGCCCAAACGCAAGUCCAAAGCGGAGGCCAAGAAACACGCGCGCUGGAAACUCUGGUUUCUGUGACCGCAGGAUUACAUACGCCGCUUUAUUAUGCUUUUGAUCAUAUUUUCAAGAAGGGAUCAGGACAGAAUGCAACGCUCCACGUGCAUCUGUUCACUUGCUUAGUUAUGCCCGAUUUUGAUCAGGAUGAAAUGGGAAAAUCCUAUCAUUUUUUUUUGUUUUUUCCUCUGUACUUUAUGGAUGCGAGUACUGAUUUGGAAAUAUCGCAGCUUACACUGAAAAAAAAUUAAAUCUAUGUAUAUUUAACAGAGAGAAAAAAAAUGGAAUUUGCUUCCGGAAAAAAAAAAAAGGAAUAAUGAGACUAUUUCCCUCAAGCAGAGCGUGAAAUUAUUUUAAAAGAGCGAGAGACAUAACUGGAUCAAUAACAAAUCUUGCUUUACAACUAUUGUUUCUUUUUUGAUCCUCAUCCUGCUAAAGGUUGGUAUUUAAAACAGAAAAACAGGACAAGCUUUUCAUUCUGGUCUUCUCUUCCUCAUGGAAAUCGACGCAAUCUCAGCAUUCAAUCGAAGCACAACUCUUCAGAUGCACUAGAUGAUGAUUCUCACAGAGGACUUCAUGGAUUUAAAACUCACCAGAGGAUGUCAUUAUUUGCAGAUCAAACCGGCGAAUUCAUGAGAUUUAUAUGGAAAUAAUCUUCCAAGCCUCUGUGAAUUCAUAUAAACUUUCAUAUACUAUUAUUACCAGGAAGAAAAAAAAAAAAGGAAAAAUGUACGACUUAUUUUUCUAGAUUCUUAAUAAUCACACAUUUCAAGAUUUUCUAGAAACACUAUAUAUAAGCUUCUCUCACUUAUUGGAUUAUUGAAACUAUAGGAAGCGUUUUCAGAUUGUGUCUGUUAAUUUUAAAUUGUUUCAAUUCAAAUAAUGUUCUUCUAAUACAAGUACGGACAUAACCAUGGAAACAACGGUAAAUGUUUACCUUUCUGUGACAGGAAGUCAUGUGAUACACAGUCACCACACUAGAUUGAUGAACUGAUCUGCAUAUGGAAAAAAAGACGAUUUAACAAUACAGGAUCGAAAUGUCAUAGAUUGACCUCGGUGCAAUAUAUAUAUAUAUAUAUAUAUAUUAAUACAAAGCCGGACAGUUUGUAGUGUUGCAGGAAAGUAUAUUAAAAUUGAUAUUUUAACAGUUUUAAAUUAAUUUAUGUAUUUUUACUUAAAACUUUAGAUAGAAUCCCUAGAGUGUGACAUCACGUCCUGUCUAGUGUGACCGCACAUGACAUCUGCACUCAAUCAAACAAUGUUCCUAUGGAAAAUAAAAAUAAUGAAGAACACCAGAGCAAAUAAGGUAUAGUUGAGCAUAUGUGUGUGUGUCGCGGGUCCUACGAGAGCUAAUUGAAAGUUUGAAAGCAUUACAAUGUUCAGAAAGGAAAUUCAGUCACAGGUAGACAAAAACAAGUCCAGAUGGUAUUUCAAAAGAAAGAAAGAAAUGAUAUAUUGGCUAAAAAAUGAAGUGAAAUGAAAGCAACAUUUUUUUGAGCAUUGUGGCUUUGUUUUUUUAUUACAAUAUAAACACAUUUUCCCCAGAAUUCACAUUAUCUUUCUCAAUGUAUGGA